GCCUAGCGUCUUACUACUACAGAAGAGGCCCGGCUGGCUUUCCCUGAGGCGUAAGCGUACUGUAACAGAUAGGACGGUCCACAACAAAAUGGCGCCGGAACCGGAGUACAGAAGUAAAACACAUUUCUGCCUCUAGGAACUGGAGUAGUCUCAUAUCGGGAGACUGAGUUCAACAAGCUAAACUGUAAAAAGCAGCACAGGCGGAGCGAGGGUGAAAGCGAGGCCUGGAGCGCAGAGGAGGUGUUUCCGGGUGCCUGACACAAACACAGGGUUGUGAGGAUCUGGGUAGCUCUGUAGCUGCUGCCCACCUCUGGGUACCAGGAGGUGAUGGGUGACGGAGAUGAUGAAUCCUCUGCAAGAUCAACAAGAGGCUUGCAGGACCCCGGCCGGAAGAUGAAUUUAGCCAUCCGCGGCUUCCUCCUUUUCCUCAUCGGUGUCUUCUUGGCACUGGUUUUAAAUCUGUUACAAGUCCAGAGAAAUGUCACCCUGUUUCCCCCAGAUGUCCUCUCCAGCCUCCUGUCCUCGGCCUGGUGGGUGCCGCUCUGCUGUGGCACAGCCGCAGCUGCCAUCGGGCUCCUGUACCCCUGCAUCGACCGACGCCUGGGGGAGCCACACAGGUUUAAGAGGGAGUGGUCCAGCGUCAUGCGGUGUGUGGCUGUGUUUGUGGGCAUAAACCAUGCCAGUGCUAAAGUGGACUUUGCCAACAACAUGCAGCUGUCUCUCACGCUAGCUGCCUUGGCCAUUGGGCUGUGGUGGACGUUUGACCGGUCACGGAGUGGCCUGUGCCUGGGAAUGGGAAUAGCUUUCUUUGCCACGCUCGUCUCUCAGCUGUUGGUGUAUAACGGGGUAUACCAGUACACGUCCCCUGACUUUCUCUAUGUGCGAUCAUGGCUGCCGUGUAUCUUUUUUGCUGGAGGUAUAACCAUGGGAAACAUCGGACGUCAGCUAGAGAUGUACGAGAGGAAAAGCCUGACGGAUAAAUCUCACAGGGACUGAGAGUAAAGGAUGAUUCCGGCCAAAGGGAACAGACAAGUCAUUGGGAAGUCGGAAGGACCCUAGUACUGUCCUCCAGCACUGUGAGGUAUUGCAAUCUGUGAUUGCUGCUGGGAGGUAAAACCUGCCAGGCCGGAGACUCUAUGGGGUAGCGAACAUUGAGGGGUUCUGCACAGACGAUGUGUCCUGUAAUACCCUCUUCUCUCAGGGGCGCUGGGAUCGGCCUGCAGAUAUCCCGUCUCCGCCACAGCUGUAUUCUGUGCACAGAACUUGCCUUGUGUCGUUAAUACAGAAUUGAAAUGA
This is a messenger RNA of Pseudophryne corroboree (corroboree frog), 1296 nucleotides long. RefSeq names its product insulin induced gene 2 (gene INSIG2). Gene Ontology annotation, cellular component: endoplasmic reticulum; SREBP-SCAP-Insig complex. The coding region runs from base 328 to 996 and encodes 222 amino acids. The record is from RefSeq and is a predicted model, not a curated record. NCBI's taxonomy places the organism in Eukaryota, Metazoa, Chordata, Amphibia, Anura, Myobatrachidae. The transcript has 6 exons. Gene Ontology annotation, biological process: SREBP signaling pathway; cellular response to insulin stimulus; cholesterol biosynthetic process.